AUGUCCUCUCCCCAAGAAGGAAGCCCAAAGGCAUGGCUGACCGUCGCUGGCUCGGCUGCUGCGCUGUUCGCUUCGUUCGGCUGGGUCAAUUGCAUCGGCGUGUUUCAGGCGCAGUACGAAGCCCAUCAAUUACGCGAGUACAGCAGCUCCAAGAUCUCCUGGAUCCCGUCGAUGGAGUUCUUUUUCAUGAUGUUCCCCUCCGCCUUGACGGGGAAGCUGUUUGACAAUUACGGGCCGCGAGUGCCGAUUGCGAUGGGCACGCUGGUGCACACCUUCGGGCUGAUGAUGGCCAGCAUCUCACGCGAGUACUAUCAGUUCAUGCUGAGCCAAUCGGUCUGCUCCGGACUGGGAUGCGCGCUCAUCUUCACCCCGGCCAUGGCCGCCCCGUAUACCUGGUUUCGCCGAAGAAAGGCCAUUGCGUCGGGGCUCACCGUGGCAGGGUCCUCCAUUGGCGGAGUGGUGUUUCCUCUCAUGGUCCAGCACUUGAUUCCCCGCGUGGGAUUUGGCUGGACGAUGCGAAUCUGCGCCUUUUUGGUCCUGGCCAUGCUGAUCUUCGCGACCUGGACGGUUUCAUCCCGCAUGGAGCAUCGUCCCAAGCCAAUGAAGAUCGUCGACUACGUGAAGCCUCUAGCCGAGCUGGACUUCUGCAUCUUAUGUGCCGCGUGCUUUUUUCUCUACUGGGGCAUGUUUGUUCCGUUCAAUUACAUUUCCGUCGUCGCCAUGCGCCAUGGCAUGUCCCAGAGCCUUGCGUUGAGCCUAAUCCCCAUCCUGAACGGCGCGAGUUUCCUGGGUCGCACGGUGCCAAACUACCUCGCCGACCGCUGCGGCGCAUUCAACGUCAUGAUUGUCAUGACGCUGUUUACGACGAUCAUCGUGCUCGCCCUCUGGCUGCCCGCCGGGGGCAACGUGGCUUUCCUGACUUUCACGGCCCUCUUUGGGGUGGGUUCGGGCGCGACAGUCGGCCUGGGUCCUGUCCUGAUCGCCAUCCUGUCUCCUAUCAAGGAAGUCGGUCUGAGAAUGGGCACCACGCUGGCCAUUGGGGCCAUCGGGGGGCUCACCAGCCCUCCAAUCGCCGGGGCGAUUGCGGCGCAAGAGGAGGGGGACUUCACGGAUGCGUGCGUCUUCUCGGGCGUCAGCUACUUCUCAGCCCUGGUGUGCUUUUUGCUCCUGCGCGUGCGUCGGGGUGGGUGGAGGGUUACAUCGGCGGUCUGAGGGGGUGGAAUCCCUGUUUGGGCCCAGCCUUACGUUAUAUGCACUACAUAUCCAAUUCAAUCAAAUCAAAUCGAAUCCCCGGAUGUUUGCUGUCUCUUUGGUUGCACUUAUCCUUUGCCUGCAACUCUCCAGCCGCCAAGGCACUAUAGCUGCAGUAUCUUACAGGGGAUGACAGAUCCAUUUCCAUUUUGAUUGAAUCAUCAACUACUGCGUAUGUGUUUCAUACUGCUUUCUGUAUCAUGCGUCAAUGGCCUUUCUUAGCUGUAUCGAUAUGCGAGUUGUGACAUGGAUGUACCUGUAUGUUGUUUCAGGCUGAGCCAACACUACCCCGAUCAUUUGCCAAAGUACGACUAUCGAACAGGGUGUAUUGACUUUUGUUUGCUUCUCUCCAAUUCUUCUGCCGACUCAACCGGACAUGCCAAUCAUCUCCCCCGUCAGAUGCGGCUUCAAGUGCCUUUGCAAGUCUCUGCGAUGUUACGUCCUAACCUCUUGAUAGAUG
This is a messenger RNA of Aspergillus steynii IBT 23096, 1711 nucleotides long. RefSeq names its product MCT family MFS transporter. Gene Ontology annotation, molecular function: transmembrane transporter activity. Gene Ontology annotation, biological process: transmembrane transport. Lineage: Eukaryota; Fungi; Ascomycota; Eurotiomycetes; Eurotiales; Aspergillaceae. The coding region runs from base 1 to 1212 and encodes 403 amino acids. The transcript is spliced from 5 exons. Gene Ontology annotation, cellular component: fungal-type vacuole membrane. The record is from RefSeq and is a predicted model, not a curated record.